Molecule: messenger RNA, 8119 nt
Organism: Gavialis gangeticus (Gharial)
Lineage: Eukaryota; Metazoa; Chordata; Crocodylia; Gavialidae
Gene: CUZD1
Product: CUB and zona pellucida like domains 1
Cellular component (GO): membrane
Source: RefSeq, a predicted model, not a curated record
AUGGCUCUGUUGGCUAAGGUGUACAAAACGCGAAGAUUUGAAAUGAAUCAAACUGUAGGCGAUGUACUUCAUGUGCGACUCACAAAUGGGCCAAACAGAUGUGCAGGUCGUGUUGCAAUAUUUUAUUUUGGAAGCUGGUAUAAAGUUUGUGGCUAUUCAUGGGAUAUGAACGAUGCACAGGUUUUGUGCAGACAACUUAAUUGUGGCUCCGCUGUCGCUGCGUUGAGAAAUUCCUAUUAUGGACAAGGUUGGUUAUAUCCUCUGAUGACAGGAGUGAGCUGCACUGGCUAUGAAGAUUUUUUAUGGAACUGUCCUUAUGAACAUUGGCCCAGUUCAUGUGACUAUUAUGGGGAUGCCGGUGUGAUAUGUUCAGCUUUUGAAAGAAAAGAACUACCAGAAGACAUGACACCAGAACCCAGUAUCUUCUUUACGUCCACUUCAACCCCAAAUAAAAUGUUUACUCCUGCAGAAUCACUGAUGACAGCUAAUAAGGGCAUAUCACUGAGGCUGAAGAAUGGAAGCAGUAGGUGUGAAGGGUGCAUUGAAAUUUAUUAUGAAGGGCACUGGGGCAUGGUCUGCAAUGAUUCAUGGGACAUGAAUGAUGCGCAGGUCGUAUGCAGCCAGCUUGGAUGUGGUCAGGCCAUUGCAGCCCCAGGAAAUGCCAGCUAUGGCCACAGCUCUGGACAUGUCCUCCUGGAUGAUGUGAAGUGCAGUGGGAAUGAAUCUGUUUUGUGGCAGUGCUCUCACAAUGGGUGGGGCACCCAUAACUGUGGUCCUCAGGAAGAUGCCAGUGUCAUCUGCUCAGGUGCUUCUACUCACAUUCCUAUACCUCAUGUGCUUCAUGGGAAUAGUAGUAUGAAAAUAUCGCUGAGGCUGGAGAAUGGAAGCAGUAGGUGUGAAGGCCGCGUUGAAAUAUAUUAUGAAGGGCAGUGGGGCACAGUCUGCGAUGAUUCCUGGGACAUGAGUGAGGCUCAGGUCGUUUGCAGCCAACUUGGAUGUGGCAAGGCCAUUUCAGCACCAGGAAAGGCCCACUAUGGCCAGGGCUCUGGAAAUAUUCUCCUAGAUGAUGUGCAGUGCAAUGGGAAUGAAUCCUCUUUGGAGCAGUGCUCUCAUAGAGGGUGGGGUACCCAUAAUUGUAAGCACCAGGAAGAUGCCAGUGUCAUCUGCUCAGAAAUCUCACUGAGACUGGAGAAUGGAAGCAAUAGAUGUGAAGGCCGUGUUGAAAUUUAUUAUCAAGGACAGUGGGGAACAGUCUGUGAUGACUCUUGGGAUAUGAACAAUGCUCAGGUUGUGUGCAGGCAGCUUGGAUGUGGCCCUGCCAUUUCAGCCCCAGGAAGUGCCCGCUAUGGUCAAGGCUCAGGAAAUAUUCUUCUGGAUUAUGUACAGUGCAGUGGGAAUGAAUCCUACCUGAUGCAGUGCUUUCACCUGGGGCGAGCCACCCAUAACUGUGUCCACUGGGAAGAUGCCAGCGUCAUCUGUUCGGGUACUUUCUGCUUUAUAGUCCCAGGUUAUGCUACACUGUGGUUCCUGAAGGAACUGAAACAUCUGAAUCUACUGGAACUGGUCAUUAUAAUCCAGAGUAACAUCAUUAACUUGAUUGAUAACAUGAAUUUUGCUGAAAAAAAGGAAGGGUGUCCCAGGGCUUCUGGCUCUAUUUGUCCUUACACCAGUUCCUGCUUCAGUAAGGGAUCAGAAAAUAUUCUCCUGGAUAAGGUGCAGUGCAGAGGGAAUGAAUCUGGCCUAUGGCAGUGUGUACAUACGGGAUGGUUGUGCCAUGAUUGGAAGCAUGAGGAAGACACCACUGUCAUCUAUUCACGCAUCUCCAAAAAGACAAAAAGGAAACCAUCUACCCCAGCACAAACACCUAGAGCUACUGAAGCUGUAUUCCCCAUACGACUGGUGAAUGGAAGGAGAAGCUGUGAGGGCCGGGUGGAAGUUUACUUCAAUGGAACAUGGGGAACUGUUUGUGAUGAUCUCUGGGGCAGAAAAGAUGCACAAGUCAUAUGCAGGCAGGUUGGAUGUGGCAACGUCAUGUCAGCACCUGGGAAAGCCUAUUUUGGUCCAGGCUCUGGAGAAAUUAUGUUGGAUAAUGUGCGUUGCACUGGAAGUGAAAGACAUCUCAGUCAAUGUAAACAUGCAGGAUGGUUGACUCACAACUGUGACCAUAAUGAAGAUGCCAGUGCCAUUUGUUCAGGCACAGCAGACAACACAGAUACCUUCUCUGCUUCCAUCUCCAUCAUGGAGGAAAGUAGAACCACCUCUACUCCAGGAUUACUGACUUCUGCUUACAGAACCUCAGUGAAUGAUACAAGGCAACCAGAUCAUUUCAUGUCCUUCACCUCCCUGCAACAGGACAGUCAAACAACCUCUACUUCAGAAUCACAAACCAUAACUCAUGAAGGCAUUGGAGGGGCCACAGAUUCAGCCUCUGCUUCCACUUCCACCACAGAGGAGAGUAAAGCAACCUCCACCCCAGAGCCCUUGACUACGGUACUGAAUGGUGCUACGGAGUCCACAGAUUCUUUCUCUGCUCCUACCGCCACCACAAAGGACAGUGAAACAAGCAAUACCCCAGAAAUCUUGACCACAGGUUUGGCUGGCACUGAAGAACCCACAGAUUCAUUUUCUGCUCCUGUCUCCACCACAGAGGAGGCUAAAGAAACCCCUGCUCCAGAACCCUCGCCUACAACUGUCGACGACCCUACAGAUUCCUCCUCUGCUCCCAGCUCCACCAGAGAGGAGAGAGAAGAAACCACUGCAGAACCCUCGACUACAGCGGCGGAUGGCACUCCAGAGUCCACAGAUUCCUUCUCUUCUUCCACCACCAUCACAGAAGAGAGUGAAACAAUCACUACUCCAAAAUCACUGACAACUGCUACUGAUGAAGACACAACACCAGAACCCAGUAUCUUCUUUACAUCCACUUCAACCCCACAUGAAAUGUUUACUACUGCAGAAUCACUGAUGACAGCUAAUGAGGAUACUGGAAGCACAACCCCUGUAGCAGCAAAUCAUGUUGAAGUCUACCACAGAGGAAGCUGGACAACCAUCUGUGAUGAUACCUGGGACAAAAAUACUGUGGUUGUAUGCAGACAGUUUAGGUGUGGAAAGGCCACUGCAGUCCAGAUCAGUGCUUAUUUUGGUAAAGGCUUUUAAAGUAUUUUCCUAGAUGAUGUGCAGUGCAAAGGGAAUGAACCCUCUCUGAAGCAGUGCUCUCACAGAGGUUGGGGUCCCCAUAACUGUGUCCACCAUGAAGAUGCUGGUACCAUCUGCUCAGUGACACUUUUAUGCCAGCCAACCUACAUGCAUGCAGUCAUUCAAGUAGCUUAUAUCAGGUCCAAAGGCUACUCUGCAUUGUCUCUUCACUUGAAUGACCAAAACUGUAAACCAAUCCUGAAUCCUUACACUGCAGUAUUCUACAUACGAUAUGGUACCUGUGGGACAAGAAAAGAGCUACAUAAUGGAAUUAUCAGGUAUUCCAACACAGUCACAGCAUCCACUUUUGGAAGUGAUUUCACCAAGAAGAAGAAUAACCUGCUACAACUCACCUGCAAAGUGGACCAGAGAACAAAUAUCCCUGUUAAACAGCCUGCACCUGAAGUAGCUCAUCACAAACAGUUCAUUGUAAAAUUUUCUUUUUAUGCCUCAUCAUCUGUGUUACACCCAAUGAAUUCUCCGCCAUUCUAUGUAAAAAAAAAUCAGGAUUUAAUAGUUCAAGCCACCAUCUACAGCUCUGAUCCAAACCUGAUACUAUUUGCUGACACUUGUGUGGCACAUCCUAAUCUCCAUGACUUUUCAACAGUGGAAUAUGAUUUAAUCAGCAGAGGGUGUACAAGAGACUCCACCUACUCUAAUUCCUACUCAUCAGACAGAAGGAGCAUGCGGUUCAAAUUUAAACCUUUCAGGAUGCCAAACAGAUAUUCUGCACUUUACCUGCAUUGCAAAAUGGUGGUGUGCAAGAAAUAUGAUUAUUCUUCUCAAUGCUACCAGGGCUGUCUUCCUAAAAGCAACAGAAAUAAGGGUUAUGGAGAGGAGAAAGAGGAAGCAACACCCAAACAGGAAGCUGAAGUCAGUCCGGGGGCUCCUGAAGACGAGUCGGAUACAGAAGAAAAAAUCCAAAAAUUUGAUGCUUGGAUAUUAGAAAGAAGAAGGCUGAACGCUGAGGUGGAGGGCUCUGAGGACUUUGAAGAACGACUCAAGUACAAGGUUCCCCUCAAUAAGCAAGAAAAAGAAAAAUGGGAAAAAAUCAAGGCGUCCAGACCAGUGAGUAAGGCUGAAAGCCAGCCAGCAGAGCCCGACGACCUCAAGUCCCCACCACCCAAGAGACGCCAGUCCUGUCGGAAAGGCGUUGUCCCUGUGAUCAAUGUUCCCUACCCUCAUGCCCUCGUACUGCUGCUCUACCUUCUGCGCAAAAAGAAGCUCAGGAUGGUAGACUUAUUCAAAAAGUCAAAGAUGACAAGUAAGAAUAUCACAAGAGAAGAAUUCUUUAAAGUUAUACAGGCGACUGGUGUCCCUAUCACUGAUAAGGAGCUGGAAGAUGCAUUCAUCUAUCUUACUACAUCAGCACCAAAGCCCAGGAAUUUUGUAUGCAGUGAAGAUAUUGUCAAGUGUCAAAGGAUGUGGAUGCCAGCCUUGCAAAAUUAUAUCAGGGACAGGCAUGAAGAACGUCUCCUCAAUUUUAUUGAGAAAGCUACUGCCUAUACUGUUGAAGUGACCUCUGCCGCAGAGCUGAGCAAGUUAACACUAUUAGAAGUUCCUCCUGUCAACACUGAAGAGUGCAGGCCUAUGACAGAUGAAGAUAUCGAGGAGGUUGGCAAGCACUAUCGAGAGUGGAGGCGAUUGAAGAAGGUGUGGAAGACAGUGAAUCCACUUGAAUGGGCAGAACAGUGUCGGCUGGUGAGAUGUGGAGAUAGAGCUGUUGAUGACCACUGCCUGCCAUCCAUGAUGGAGGGGGAAGUAGCAGAAUCCGUUAACCGCUAUCGGCAGGUAGCCCACCAGAGCUAUGUACGGUGUGUCAAGCUGUGCAAAGAGCAAAAUAUCCCAGUCACUGAGGACACAUUGGCGAAAGUCCUGCUGCACCCAGGAGACAGAAUAAUAAAAGAAGGAAAACACAUGUUAAAGAUUCGGCAGCCAGGAGCUUACUAUAACCCUAUACCUGGUGGAGGAACCUUCCAGGUGCACCCUUGGACAGGCGGAGGUGUAUUAAAACGCUCCUGGAAAGUGGAAGAGGAGGCAAUAUAUGGCCCAUAUGAUACACAGAGGGAACAAGAAGAGAAGCAGAAGGCCUGGAUUUCAUCUGAACAAGAUGAGCCAGAAAGCCUAGAAGAUAUACAGAUGAAACAAUAUGAAGCUCAGGCCAUGUGGAUGUCAUCUAAAAGAUAUGUGCUAGAAAGACCAUAUGAUACAGAUACGGAAGAUGACGACGAAACCGUAUGGAUUACACCUGAAGUUUACUGGCAAUUCCAAAGUCCCACUAAGAAGAGCUCUAGAAGGAAGGAAAAAAGGGUAAGAUUUCCUGAGAUCCAGACUGGGACUGGCAACACAGCCAAGGACCUCUUGAGAACCAGCAGAGCAUCAGAUGCAGGGCUGAGGAGAAACGGAUUGGAAAGUUUGGUCCAAGACAUACUCUUUCAUGAUCCCGGGAACCUCCUCAUUGCCACUGUGUUUCUCAGCAAGACUUCAGGAAAUAAAAAGUACAUAAAGCUACAACAUGAUGAUUAUAUGCAACAGAACAGUUACGAAAUGGAAGACGCUGGGUGUGGCGCCAGUCUUGGGGAAGAGAGAAAAGCAUUUCCAAUUGAUCUGUAUUCAAAUGAAAAAUGUACCUGGAAAAUACAGAGAUCAGAAAACAGCAUCCGGCUCAUUUUCUCCUAUUUUCAGCUUGACCCUUAUGCAAGUUGUGAAAUGGAAAAUAUUAAAGUGUACGAUGGCCCCACAAGUAAUUCACCUCUGCUAGGACAAGUAUGCAGUAAUAUUGACUCAGUUCCAGUAUUUGAAUCCUCUUCAAACAGUUUAUCUUUUCAAGUUACAACAGAUUCCAUGGACCUUAAACGGAGCAUCUUUGCAUUCUAUUAUUUCUUUCCAGCAGGCUCAAAAACUGAAGACUGUGGGGGUCUUCUUACAAGUCCUGAAGGAACGUUGACCAGCCCCAACUACCCCAAACCUUAUCCAGAGUUCACAUACUGCGUCUGGCACAUACAAACAGCAGAAAACUCAAAGAUAAAUUUAACAUUUACUGACCUAUUCCUAGAACUAGAUCCGAACUGCAAAUUUGAUUUUCUUGCAAUCUACGACGGCCCCUCCACAAAGUCUGGUUUAAUUGGACAAGUCUGUGGUCGCAGCCGGCCCACAUUCGAAUCUACUUCAAAUACUAUGACUAUUGCACUGUCUACAGAUUAUGCCAAUUCUUACAGAGGGUUUUCUGUGCACUACACCAGUAUUCCCCUGCCAAAUCCUAAGCCCAACACAUCCCUUACUUGUUCUUCAGACAUCAUGACAGUUGUUCUAAGUGACACUUACCUGGUUUCACUUGGCUACAGUGAAAAUAAUUUACAGUUGAAUGAUCCAACUUGCAGACCAAUUUCAACAAGCCCAGUGAUAUUUUCCUUCCCACUAACCAGCUGUGGAACAGUUAAAAUGAAGGAAGGUAAUAAAAUUACUUACACCAACCUCAUCGCAGCGUCACAAACUGGUGAGAUCAUCACUCAUCAAAAAAACCUGCAGAUUUUUGUGAAGUGUGAAAUAGAAAAUAAUUCAACAGUUGAAAUUUUCUAUGCAUCGGAAGAUGGUAUAAUACAAAACUCAAGUGCUCUUGGUAGAUACAACGUUAGCAUGUCAUUGUAUGAAUCAAAUUUAUUUGCCAGGCCCAUACUGGACUCUCCAUAUUACACAGAUUUGAACAAAACCCUCUUUGUUCAAGUUAGUCUUCAGUCCACCGAUGCAGAUCUUCUGGUGUUUGUUGAUACCUGUGUGGCAUCCCCCAACCUUGAUUUUGGAUCACCCACAUAUGCCUUAAUCCAAAAUGGGUGUAUUAAGGACGAUACUUAUAUGAACUACCCACUGCUUCAGCACUAUGGCAGAUUCAAAUUUAAUGCCUUUAAGUUCCUGAGAAACCAUGCUUCAGUGUACCUCCAAUGUCAAGUUUUAAUUUGUGACAGCAAUGACAGUAAUUCUCGCUGUACUCAAGGCUGUGCGCCUAGACAGAAAAGAGAUAUUUCUUCAUACAAAUGGAAAGCGAAUGCCGUGAUUGGACCCAUCCGCCUGAAACGAGAUCGCAGUUCUGUAGAUCACUUAGAGUCUCUGUCUGAAGCACAUCCUGGAAAAACCCAGAACCUGCAGCAAAACAGUUUAUAUACCUUUUCAUUUGUGUUAUUGGCUACAAAUGUUAUCUUGGCAGCUGUCAUAGUGAAACGUUACAUCAAAUGCCAAUCAGAAUACAAAUACGAGAAACUACAGGGCUAUUAGCAGGUGCCCAUAUUGGCCAUAAUAGUGCAGUGUGGAGAGAAGUGUAUUGUUAACUUUUAUUCAGGUGUGUUAGUGGUCACCAAGAAAAUAUUCAGUGCUAAAUAAUCAUCACACUUUGAAUUGUUCCAGUGGUAGCAUCUGAAUAUACUCUACAUAGUAGUAAGUCUUAGGACCAUUUAGACAUCGCAGUAGAAUCAAGCUGCCUAUUUACUGAUGUUUCUUGCACAGAAUUCAUUAAAUCUGCAUUUUAUUACUGCCUAUUUCUGGCCACAUCUAAUCAUCUAAUUGCCUAAUGAACUGCACAGUAAACAGCUCAGCAUCUACACCUAUUAGGGCACACAAAUUAAUAACUCUACAGCAAGGUAGUACUUGUAUUUACUAAUACAAACUGUGCAGUAUGUAGCACCGCAGACCCACCUGCAGCACCACACACCAGAUAUUUAGGCAUUUCCCAUGCUGCUACCUUGCAGGGUAGGGGUGGUUUUUUUUUGGUCCCUGGACACAGCCAUAGACAUUUACCAGCUGGCUGGGGUACAAGGGUGCUAGCCCUGCACAGGAGCACCUUUGUCUCCCAGCCAGCCUCCCUCCUCCCAUAGUACAUUGAGCCUGGUUGUAGCAGCCCUAGGCUGGCAAGCAAGCCCCCUGCCAGCUGGGG